Messenger RNA from Brassica napus (rape), 1038 nucleotides. RefSeq names its product VQ motif-containing protein 31-like. The transcript has 2 exons. The record is from RefSeq and is a predicted model, not a curated record. Bases 416 to 892 code for a protein of 158 amino acids. Lineage: Eukaryota; Viridiplantae; Streptophyta; Magnoliopsida; Brassicales; Brassicaceae.
UUCUUUAACUUCCUUUCUCUAUUCCUUCACGGCAAAAGGUAGAAAUAUAACUCCUCACAAUGUGUCAUUAUGUUUGACCAAACAAAUUAACAAGUGACACAAACCCAAAAAAGGUUAUCACUAAAGGGGGUAAAGAGUCUUUUCCUCUUUCCUCUAUAUUCUUCUCCUGUUAUUCCUCUUCUCUUUUCUGGUACAUGAACAAGUUCUGAGCUGUGACCAUUAAACAACAACAGUCUUUAUACCUUCUUUUAGUUCUCUCUCUCUCGCUCUCUCUCUUUGUUGUUUUCUUCUGUUUUAAGUUUCUUGAUUUGGGUUCAGAAACGUGCAUUUGCCUUCACUUGCUGCCUCAGCUUGCUCUUCGGGUCAGAGGCCAAAAGGAGACGGGUGUAAACCAAAGCCUGUUUAGUCACAACAUAUGAAUAACAAAGGAAGUCAGAACUUUACAACCUGCAAGCCGGUUACUACAUUUGUUCAAACUGACACCAACACUUUCAGAGAAAUCGUGCAGCGGUUAACAGGUCCAUCAGAGAACAACAAUGCUGCAGAAGUACCAGAAGGAACAUUGAUAAAACCCGCCACGCAAAAGAAGCCAACUUCUAAGCUUCACGAGAGAAGGCCUUGUAUGAGGCCAAAGCUUGAAAUUGUCAAACCUCCUCUAAGCUUUAAGCCCAAUGGCACAAGACCAUCAUCAAAAUCUGGUAUUACCACCCCUUCUUCAUUGUUCUCUGACUUGUCCUUGAUAGAAGGGGACCAAGCAGAACCAGAGGAGAGAGCUAUUAAGGAAAGACGCUUUUACUUACAUCCAUCACCAAGGUCUAAACCAGGGUAUACAGAGCCAGACUUGCUUACUUUGUUUCCUUUGACAUCUCCAAAUUCAAGUGGCAGACCAUAGAUUCAACAGAUUAAUCAUAAAGCUUGUUCUCUUCCUACUACCUCAAAAGAUCAUGUACAUGUAACAUUUUCACAGCAGUAUCAUUCAAAGAGUAAAAACUGUUCACUCUCUGUAACAUUUCUGCAAUGUUUUGUUCUUUGUGUAGA